CUGUUUGCCUUCUCCCUCUGAGCAGACAGGUACUGUUUCUGGCUGCGCAGGAAGUUUCUCCCAUUCCGACUCUUCGCUGUAGGGGGAUACAACAGACUGAGUUUCAAUAGGCCAGGUAGUGUCUCUUCAUUCUUCUAAUGGGCUGUCUGUUGUUGACUAUCGUAGUCUACGAUAUCACUGACUGUACAGCGCUAAGCAGCAGGCAGACAUAGUGGCUGUAACCCUGGCUGUUAGUGGUAAACAGCCAGGUAGUUUUGUGGGGGAAGAUGGUGCAGAGUGACUGACUGUGGAUUUGGACUGGAUGCUGGACUGAGUGAGUUGGCGUGAAUACAGACAGACAUGGAGUUCCUAAGGAGUCUGGUCCCGGCCGCCAUAUCGUGGGACGGGGGGGCAUUGGAGUCUGGGGGAGGGUUGCCCCGGGAGACAGGCCCCCGUCUGCUGAGGAUGAAGCGCCUGGGCCUGCAGGCCAUGGGCCAGACCAUCGAGGAGGACCAGGAGGGUCUGGUGAAUACCUCCACCACCAGGCCCGUCCGCUCCAACCGGACCAACCGCAUCAAAGCCUCGGCCCCAGUCAACAGUGUGAGUAGACGCUGCGCCCCCUCCGUGGCCCCCCUGUCGUGGGAGAAACGAAACGUCGCCGCCAUGUCGAGCAUCACCAUCGACCCCGAACUCAAGCCCGGGGAGUUUGUCAUCAAGAGCCUGUUGGCUGAGUUUGCUGUGCUGGCUGAGAAGAAGAUUGAGGUGGUGAUGGCUGAACCGCUGGAGAAACUGUUGUCGCGAUCCCUCCAAAGAGGGGAAGAUGCGCAAUUUGAUCAGUUAAUAAGCUCUAUGAGCUCCAUAGCGGAACACUGUUUGCCCUCCCUGCUGCGCACACUGUUUGACUGGUACCGGCGGCAGAGUGGCACCGAGGAUGAGUCCUAUGAGUACAGGCCUCGCUCCAGCACCAAGUCCAAAGGGGAUGAACAGCAUCGGGAUAAAGACUACCUAUUGGAGCGGAGGGAUUUGGCCAUAGAUUUCAUUUUCUGUUUAGUUUCAGUAGAAGUUUUAAAACAGAUUCCUCUUCAUCCCGUGCCAGACGCUUUAGUACAUGAAGUUCUGAACCUGGCAUUCAAGCACUUUAAACACAAAGAGGGGUACUCCGGCCCCAACACUGUCAAUGUGCACAUCAUAGCAGACCUGUAUGCGGAGGUCAUCGGAGUUCUCACACAGUCAAAGUUCCAGGCGGUGCGUAAGAAGUUCAUCACGGAGCUGAAGGAGCUGAGGCAGAAGGAGCAGAGCCCCUACGUGGUCCAGAGCAUCAUCAGCCUCAUCAUGGGCAUGAAGUUCUUCAGGGUCAAGAUGUACCCCGUGGAGGACUUCGAGGCCUCCUUCCAGUUCAUGCAGGAAUGUGCCCAGUAUUUCCUGGAGGUGAAGGAUAAGGACAUAAAGCAUGCAUUGGCUGGCCUCUUUGUUGAGAUCCUCAUCCCUGUUGCUGCUGCGGUGAAGAAUGAAGUCAACGUGCCGUGCCUCAAGAACUUUGUGGAGAUGCUCUACCAGACAACCUUUGACCUUAGCUCCAGGAAGAAGCACUCUUUGGCUCUGUAUCCUCUGGUGACGUGCCUGCUGUGUGUCAGUCAGAAGCAGUUCUUCCUCAAUAACUGGCACAUCUUCCUCACAAACUGCCUCUCGCACCUGAAGAACAAAGACCCCAAAAUGUCCCGUGUGGCGCUGGAGUCCCUCUAUAGACUGCUGUGGGUCUACAUCAUCAGGAUCAAGUGUGAGAGCAACACCGUCACGCAGAGCCGGCUGCUCAGCAUCGUUUCAGCACUUUUCCCCAAAGGUUCCCGUAGUGUGGUGCCGAGGGACACGCCCCUCAACAUCUUCGUCAAGAUCAUCCAGUUCAUAGCUCAGGAAAGGCUUGACUUUGCUAUGAAGGAGAUCAUUUAUGACCUCCUGUGUGUGGGGAAAUCUCACAAGACCUUCACCAUCAAUCCAGAGAGGAUGAAUAUUGGCCUGAGGGCCUUCCUUGUGAUAGCUGACAGUCUGCAGCAGAAGGACGGGGAGCCGCCCAUGCCCACCACAGGGGUCAUCAUGCCCUCAGGAAACACUCUGCGGGUCAAAAAGAUCUUCCUCGCCACCACCCUCACUGACGAGGAGGCCAAGGUCAUCGGCAUGUCACUGUACUACCCAGCGGUGAGAAAGGCCCUGGACAACAUUCUGCGUCACUUGGACAAGGAGGUGGGGCGCUCCAUGAGCAUGACCAACGUCCAGAUGUCCAAUAAGGAGCCUGAGGACAUGAUUACGGGGGAGAGGAAGCCGAAGAUCGAUCUGUUCCGUACGUGUGUGGCGGCCAUCCCCAGGCUGAUCCCGGACGGCAUGAGCAGACAGGACCUGAUUGAGCUGCUGGCUAAGCUGACCAUCCACAUGGACGAGGAGCUGCGCGGCCUGGCCUUCACCACCCUGCAAGCCCUGAUGGUGGACUUCCCAGAGUGGAGGGAGGACGUGCUCUCUGGCUUCGUCUACUUCGUGGUGCGCGAGGUCACCGACGUCCACCCCACGCUGCUAGACAACGCCGUCAAGAUGCUGCUGCAGCUCAUCAGCCAGUGGAGGCAGACCGUCCAGACCAGCAACAAGACCCACGAGGCACAGCAGGGCCCUGGAAGCGGGCCGUCUCUGCCCCUGGAGCGCUCUCCUCUGUGGGGGGUGCUGCACGUGGCGGAGGGCCUGGCACUGGUGGUUCUGUGCAGCUGCCGCCCCGCCACGCGCAGGCUGGCUGUUAAUAUCCUCAAAGAGGUCCGAGCCCUGCACACCGCUCUGGGCAUCGCCAAGGGAGAUGAGGAGUUGGCCAUAGAUGUGAUGGACAGGCUAAGUGCAUCUGUGCUGGAGAGCUUCAUCCAUCUCACAGGAGCUGACCAGACCAACCUGCUAUAUUGUCCCAGUGGUAUUGACCUGCAGACGCUGGCAGAAUGGAACUCGUCUCCCAUCAGCCACCAGUUUGACGUGAUCAGCCCGUCACACAUCUGGGUGUUUGCCCACGUGACGCAGGGCCAGGACCCCUGGGUCAUCAGCCUGUCCAGCUACCUGCGCCAGGAGCACCUGCCCAAGCACUGCCCCACCGCACUCAACUACGCCGGGAUGUUCGCCUACACCCGCCUGCAGCUGCUCUCUCCCCAAGUGGACAUCAACAGCCCUAUAAAUGCUAAGAAGCUGAACAGCCUGAGCAGCAGUAGUGACUCGUACGUGGGGCUGUGGAGGAACUACCUGAUCCUCUGUUGUAGCUCCGCCACUUCCUCCCCCAACUCCUCCUCCUCUGGCUCCGUCCGCUGCUCCCCGCCUGAGACGCUGGCGUCCACGCCGGACAGUGGCUACAGCUACGACUCUAAGAUUAUUGGCACUCCGUCCCCCUCAUCCCUGUUCAAACACGUUGUUCCGAUGAUGCGCUCUGAGAGCAUGGACAUCACAGAGUCACUCGUCCUGGGGCUUGGCAGGACCAACCCCGCGGCCUUCAGAGAUCUGAUAGAGGAACUGAACCCCAUCAUUAAGGAGGCUCUGGAGAGGAGACCUGAGAACAUGAAGCGACGUAGGCGUCGCGACAUCCUGAGGGUCCAGCUGGUCCGGAUCUUUGAGCUUCUGGCCGACGCUGGCGUCGUCAGUCAGACGGGGAGUGGCGGUCUGGACGGGGAGAGUCACUCUCUGAACUCGACACUGUUGGAAUAUGUGGAUCUGACGAGACAGCUGCUGGAGGCUGAGAACGACAAAGACUCAGACACACUGAAGGACAUCCGCUGCCACUUCAGCGCUCUGGUGGCCAACAUCAUUCAGAACGUCCCAGUGCACCAGAGGAGGACCAUCUUCCCCCAGCAGUCUCUGAGACACAGUCUGUUCAUGUUGUUCAGCCACUGGGCUGGGCCCUUCAGCAUCAUGUUCACCCCACUGGACCGGUACAGCGACCGCAACAUGCAGAUCAACCGACACCAGUACUGUGCUCUCAAGGCCAUGUCGGCAGUAUUGUGCUGUGGUCCAGUGGCUGAUAACGUUGGCCUCUCCUCUGAUGGUUAUCUCUACAAGUGGCUGGACAACAUCCUGGACUCUCAGGACAGGAAGGUGCACCAGUUGGGCUGUGAGGCGGUGAUGCUGCUGUUGGAGCUGAACCCAGACCAGAGUAACCUGAUGUUCUGGGCUGUGGACCGCUGUUACACUGGCUCACGCCACGUGGCUGCCGGCUGCUUCAGGGCCAUCGCCAACGUCUUUCACAACAGGGAUUACCAGUUUGACACUGUGGUGCUGCUGAAUCUGAUCUUGUUCAAGUCGGCUGAUUCAUCCAGAGAUAUCUAUGAGGUGGCCAUGCAGCUGCUGCAGAUCUUGGAGCCCAAGUUCUUCCGUUACGCUCACAAACUGGAGAUCCAGAGAACAGAUGGGAUCCUGAGCCCUCCCUCCCCGCUGCCACACCUCUACUCUGUCUCCUACUACCAGCUGUCUGAGGAGCUGGCCAGGACAUACCCAGAGCUCACCCUGCCCAUCUUCUCAGAGGUGAGCCAGCGUAUCCAGACAGCACACCCUGGUGGUCGCCAGGUGAUGCUGCACUACCUCCUGCCCUGGAUGAACAACGUGGAGCUGGUGGACUUCAAGCCGUCGCCACGGCGACAGGAACCCCCAGUCUGUGAGGAGGAGGAGGAGGAGGAGGCCCACGAGCGCGACAUGAUGAUGGUCAACAGCCGGCGCUGGCUCAGAGGGGAGGGCUGGGGCUCCCCGCACGCCACCACCAUGGUGCUCAACAACCUCAUGUUCAUGACCGCCAAGUACGGGGAUGAGUUUGCGUGGUCAGAGAUAGAGAACGUGUGGACCACCCUGGCCGACAGCUGGCCAAAGAACCUGAAGAUCAUCCUGCACUUCCUCAUCAGCAUGUCAGGGGUCAACAGUGAGCCCAGCCUCCUGCCCUAUGUGAAGCGGGUGGUGGUGUACCUGGGCAGGGAUAAGACUAUGCAGCUGCUGGAGGAGCUGAUGUGUGAGCUGGACCUGACAGACCCAGUGAGCUCUGCUGUCACUCACAUGGACAACCCUCCCUACUACCGCAUCACCUCCAGCUACAAGAUCCCCUCCGUCACCUCAGCAGGAACCACCUCCAGCAGUAACACCAUGGUGCCAGGAACCGACGGUCACCAUGACAGCAGCAAGAAUAAAGACUCCAACAUGGAUGACAGUUCCACCCAUCUGGACAUCUACAGUGGUCUGAACAGCAACCUGAACCGUCAGCACCACCGCCUGGAGUCUCGCUACAGCAGCAGCUCUGGAGGAUCCUAUGAGGAGGAGAAGAGUGACUCCAUGCCGCUGUAUGCUAACUGGCGUCUGAAGGUGAUGGACCACAACCGUCCCGAGCCCCUCCCUUUCCCUCCCACAGGGGGCUGCUGGUCCCCUCUGGUGGACUACCUGCCAGAGACCAACACCCCUGGAGUACCCCUCCACAGGUGUAACAUAGCUGUCAUCCUACUGACUGACCUUAUAGUGGACCAUGGGGUCAAAGUGGAGUGGAGCGCCUACCUUCACCUCCUGCUGCACUCCAUCUUCAUAGGGUUGGACCACCAGCACCCUGAGGUCUACGAGCACUGCAAACGCCUCCUGCUUCACCUGCUGGUCGUCCAGGGAACCAACAGCGGCGUCCAAUCCCUGGCCUCCGUGCUGCUGCGCAACCGAGAGUACAACGACCCCAAGGUGCUGACCGUGAAGCCACCGCCCCACGAGUUCAACCUCACAGGAGUGUGUGACUUUGUGCCAGACUACCAGCCGUCUCCCAUGACAGACUCAGGCCUGAGCUCCAGCUCCACGUCGUCCAGCAUCAGCCUGGGUGCAGGAGUCGUCCCCCUGCCCCACCUCACCCCCACCCUGAUCAACGGGUUGGACGUCACCGCAGAGCAGUACGAGAAGGUCAAAGCCCUCAUCGAGUUUGUCACCUCCAGAAAGCGGGGGCCCCUGUGGAACCAUGAGGACGUGUCACCCAAGAACCCCAACAUAAAGAGUGCUGACCAGCUGAGCGUGUUCCUCCGACAUGUAGUGACGGUCUUCAAACAGUCCCAGUCAGGUUUCCAACUGGAGCAGUUGCUGAGUGAGGUCGCCCUGCAGACUGCUCUGUCCUGCUCGUCUCGUCACUACGCAGGACGCUCCUUCCAGAUCUUCAGGGCUCUCAAACAACCCCUCACAGCCGCCACGCUUUCUGAUGUCCUCUCACGCCUCGUAGAGACAGUGGGCGACCCGGGAGAGGAGGCGCAGGGUUUUGUUAUCGAGCUGCUGCUGACUCUGGAGUCAGGGAUCGACACGCUCGCUGACACCGUCAAGAACUAUGACCUCCUCACUGCUUUGGCACAGCCCUCUGCCCAUGAGCACCUGCUGGGGGCCAAGUUUGCAGCUAAAAGGAAGAGCACGGGCCAGCUGAAUCUGAGUAGCGGUGGUCUUUUCCACCAAGGCCACUACCCCCACAGCCACACCCGCAGCAACUCCCUCCGCGCCAGCCUCGUGGGUGAACGUAAGGGAGACCGCCGCCGCAGUAACACCCUAGACAUCGCCGACCGGCUGGCCGGUAGCCACGGCAACCUAGCCCGAACGCAGAGCUUGUCGUCGUUGCGGGAGGGUGGCAGAGGGGGUCCUGGGGAGGAGGCCAUCCCUCCUGUGGACCCAUCCAACCUGAUGGCCACGGUGUUCUGGAUAGCGGCAUCCCUCCUGGAGUCGGACUAUGAGUUUGAGUACCUGCUGGCCCUGCGGCUGCUCAACAAGCUACUGGGCCAGCUGCCCCUGGAGAACGCAGACAGCAGGGAGAGACUAGAGAGGGUGCAGGCCAAGCUGAAAUGGUACAGCUUCCCUGGUCUGCUGCAGCUCUUCCUCAAGGGCUUCACCUCAGCCUCCACCCAGGAGCUCACCAUCCACCUGCUAAGCAAGCUCAUCAGCGUCUCCCGCCACACCCUGGUCGACCCCUCCCAGGUGGCAGGUUUUCCUCUAAACAUCCUGUGCCUGCUGCCUCACCUCAUCCAGCACUUUGACAGCCCCACUCCGUUCUGCAAGGAGACGGCGGAUAAGAUAGCCAAGGUGUGUGCCGAGGAGAAGUCCGCCACGCUGUCUAACCUGGCCCACAUGAUGAGCCUGUACAGCGCACACAGCUACUCCAGAGACUGCGCCAACUGGAUCAACGUGGUGUGUCGUUACCUGCACGACGCCUUCGCUGAGAUCACGUUCAGUCUGGUCACAUAUCUGGCCGAGUUGCUGGAGAAAGGCCUACCCAGCAUGCAGCAGUCCCUGCUGCAGAUCAUCUACAGCCUGCUGAGUCACAUUGACCUGUCUGCUGCGCCCGUUAAACAGUUCAACCUGGAGAUCAUGAAGAUCAUCGGCAAAUAUGUCCAGAGCCCGUACUGGAAGGAGGCCCAGAACAUCCUGAAGCUGGUGGUGUCUCGGUCGGCCAGCCUGGUGUUGCCAGACGAGGUGCAGCGCUCCUACAGCUCCGAGUCCUCUGGAUCCCCAGAGAUGGCCUUCACUCGCAUCUUCAACAACUCCUCUAAGGAGCUACCCGGCAAGACGCUGGACUUCCACUUCGACAUCUCAGAGACGCCCAUCAUAGGGCAUAAGUACGGGGACCAGCGCACAACUGUAGGGCGGAAUGGGAAACCGCAAGUCAUCGCUGUGACCCGGAGCACGUCCUCCACUUCCUCUGGAUCCAACUCCAACGGCCUGGUGCCUGUCAGCUGGAAGAGGCCCCAACUCUCUCAGAGGAGAACCAGAGAGAAGCUCAUGAACGUUCUUUCUCUGUGUGGUCCCGAGUCUGGCGUUCCCAAGAAUCCUUCUGUGGUGUUCUCAUCCAAUGAGGACCUGGACUCAGGUGAUCAGCAAACCAGUUUGAUCCCCACGGUGGAGGAGGUGGUGAGGGAGGAGGACCUGCAGGGAGAGGAUGCAGGAAGUGAGCAGCAGUUUGGAGUCUUCAAGGACUUUGAUUUCCUGGACGUGGAGCUGGAAGAUGCUGAGGGGGAGAGCAUGGACAACUUUAACUGGGGCGUGCGUCGCCGCUCCCUGGACAGCAUGGACAAGGGGGAGGGAGACGGGGACACGCCGUCCCUGCAGGAGUGCCAGUACACCGGGAGCACGCCCAGCCUCAACCUCACCAACCAGGAGGACACGGACGAGUCGUCUGAGGAGGAGGUACUGAGCGCUAGCCAGAUUCUCACCCGCUCUGGCCUCAUGAACAGUGACUCGGCUACGGACGAUGCCACGUCCAACCACGUGGACUCUCUGCAGCAAUCGCAGGAGUCGUCCAGCAGUGCCUUGACAGAGGAGACCACGGCCCUGCUGCCCCGCCAGGACAGCACUGCACUGGAGAUACCCCACUCUGACUCAAACAGCAGUCAGCUGCCUGAGGACGGGGUGAGCAUGACGGCAGCAGAUGAGCUGAGCAGCAGCGUGAGCACGGACACGGGGUUUGGCAGCAGCGCCCCCCCUCUGCCCCCUGAGCUGUGUGACCUCACCGACUCCCAGGACCCCCACGACGACCUGGACCCGGCCCCCCCUCUCCCACCGGCCAUAGACACCCCGCCGGGGUCCCUCUGUGAAGAGAGGGACUCCCUCACAGCCAUGCCCCAGCCCCCCGUCCUAGACAGCCCCUGUGGCUCUGUGUGUGAGGAGGACGUGACGCUGGCGCUGAAGGAGCUGGACGACCGCUGUGAGGAGGAGGAGGCUGACUUCUCCGACAUGUCCAGUUCAGACUUGCGUGUGGAGAAGCGGAACCUGGGGGGAGUGAGUCAACAACCAGAGUGUUGCUGGCAUCAAUAUCUCAGUCAGGAUGAGGGUGAUCAAGAUGGUUUCUCAGAGAUCCAGGCCUCUCCGCCCCCCUCGCCCUUCCUCUCCGCCAUCCUGGCAGCUUUCCAGCCCGUUGCCUAUGACGACGAGGAGGACGCCUGGCGUUGCCAUGUCAACCAGAUGUUGUCGGACACGGAUGGGUCCUCUGCUGUGUACACCUUCCACGUGUUCUCCCGACUAUUUAAGAGCAUGCAGAGGAAGUUUGGCUUCAUCACCCACUCGUCAGUGCGUUUCCUAGGAGAGCGGCUGCAGCGAAUGGGGAACCAGUUCCUCAGCUCCCUGGAGGUCAUGACCUCUCACUCACAGUGCCCCACGGUGCUGCUGGACGCUGAGACGUUGGUGUCAUGUGGACUGCUGGAGACUCUGAAGUUUAGUGUGCUGGAGUUGCAGGAGCACCUGGACACCUACAACGGCAAGAGAGAGGCGGCUGAGGAGUGGCUGGAGAACUGCAGGAAGACGUUUCGCGACAAAGACGGUAACCAACGACCCAACACUCAAGCCCAGCAAAUGGAAAAACUAGCAGAGCUGGAGCUGUGUCGCAGGCUCUAUAAACUGCACUUCCAGCUGCUGCUGCUCUUCCAGGCCUACUGCAAACUCAUCAGUCAUGUGGACACCAUCAAGAGAGAGGCAGAGGUGACCAACAUGUCAGAGGAGCUGGCCAUCCUUGAGAGCUGUUUGAAGCAGGUGGAGUCGGGGGUUGAUGGACAGGAGGAUGUGGGCGUGUCGGAUGCCUCCCAGACCAGUACGGAGACAGCCAUCCAAUCACUGAUUGAGACCCUGAGAGCCAGAGACUUCGGCUCUGCCCUCACACAGGUCAAAACCUUCAGGUCUCUGUGGCCUAACGACAUCUUUGGGAACGAGUCAGACGACGCGGUCCAGACUCUCCUGCACAUCUACUUCCGUCACCAGACGCUGGGCCAGACAGGCUGCCUGGCCGUGGUGGGGCCCAGCAGGGACCUGUCCCAGGCCAGCGGGCGCCUCAUGGAGCUCAACCUGCAGAUCAGAGAGGCUCUGAGCCAGGCCCAGGCCCCCCAGACCACAGUGGUCAGCACUGGACUGUGAGCCUUCAGGCCCAAAGACUGGACUGGACUAGUCUAGACUGGACUGCAGUAGACCUCUCCUGUACCACCCACAGCUUCCAUCUGCUCUGGAGGCUGGGGAGACAGGGACGUGUGUCAGGGGAGGACAGAAGAGACUCCACCUAAUAAGGGCUAAAGGAUGUGUGGGAAUAACUGUGACUCAUAUUAAUAUAUAUUACAUAUAUAAAAUACUUUAAAAGCUCGUAUCUGUUUUCCCAGAAUAAGCCACCUUGCCAAAUUCAGCUGCAAUAAGUCGGGGUAUUAUGUGACUGGUGAAGACUGGGCCAGGAGCGAGAAGUAGGAAGGCGACAAUGGGGAUGAUGAUGCUAAACUGGAAGCGUUUUGGCGGAAAUUACCUGAUGGGUCUCCCAUAUUGGCCAGUUGCCUCCUCAGCCCCUCUCAGGAGACUGGUUGGGGUUUGAGGUUCGGUCAGGGAGAUGUGGUGUUAUUCUUGUAGCAGAAGAGUUGGAGCAUGGGCUCCUUGGGAGUCGGUCCGGAAGGAAACCGGGUGGCUUUGUGAGAGGACAGGGCAGUCCUUGUCAAGAUUCAUAAACAAACACAAAAACAAAGAAAAAAAUAUAAUAGUUUUCAAAAGCAUGCUUGAAAGAGAGAAGCACUGCAAUAAUAUUUUUUGAGAAAUGUACUAUUUUUUAUUAGAGCUAACAUCCUAGGUUGUAAAUGUUAGGGUAUUUAACGUGUAAUUGUAACUCUAGGGGAGCUGUCUCCCCCCCCCUUAGGGACUGGAAAAAGAUAAAUGGAUCUGUUUAUUGACCUGCGUUGGAGACUAGCAUCAUCUUCAGCAGGUCUUCUAAUGAAACUCACUCUGUAACCAAAUAAGUAGCUACCUGUAGACUUUAGGCUGUGUGGUGUACAUUUAAUAUUCUUGUAUACACAAAUGCAUAUAAUUGCACAGAAGUGCAGACUGGCUACAACUCAUUAUGUAAACAUCUAACUUAUUUUACUCUGUAUAUAUUUUAGAAAAUGUAGUGUAAAACCAGUAUUUUCCCCUUGUACUUUUGUUGCACUGUUAAUCCGAAUAGGAUGUAUGAAGCUAAUGCGAGAAAGAUGGCUGAUAUUGAGUAACUAAUGACCCGCUCCACUAUUAUAAUCCUUUCACACGAACUUUAACAUUUCCCAAAGAUUGGCCUGCCUGGUGGGGAUUGUGGCUCAGAGUCAAUUUGAACUGGUUAAAGGCGCUAGCUAGCGUAGAUUCUGCUUCCUGUUGGACUGCCACAGCCCAACCAAGCCCAGUCCUAUGCAUUCCUUUUCUCCACUGUGAUCUCCAUGUUGGCCCUGUACCCCGGAACAGGCUCCUCUAAGAAGACUUAUGAGGGGAAACUGAGGCCUGUGUUUGUCCAUGUUGGCUGCGCACAGCUGCACUGAUGGUGUGCCACGGCCCUGUGUUCUGAGGGGAAACUGCUGCCAUUAAGGCUCUGCUUUUGCUUCUGAAAAGGCACUGCUUGCUGCGUGCCAAACAUGAACUUGAUGUCUGAAAGUGUUGCAGGAAACUUGUCAUGGCACAUUGUAAACGAUCACUGUACUCAUUCCUCAGAGAACUUGUCUGUUGCAUUUGAAUGCUGAUCUUAGUUAUUUAACAGAUAUUUACCUGAAAUUGUUUAUUGUAGGGAUGCAUUACCAAUAUACUUUUGUCAUCACAUACCAAGCCUUCUCUCUGGAUAAAUAAAAACUUGAUAUGAA
Salmo salar (Atlantic salmon) is the source of this 11585-nucleotide messenger RNA. Its product is annotated as protein furry homolog-like. The record is from RefSeq and is a predicted model, not a curated record. NCBI's taxonomy places the organism in Eukaryota, Metazoa, Chordata, Actinopteri, Salmoniformes, Salmonidae. Gene Ontology annotation, biological process: cell morphogenesis; neuron projection development. Gene Ontology annotation, cellular component: cell cortex; site of polarized growth.